CUCCCCUUGACGCGAGUAAGUGGACGGUGUUGGCUGCCUGGUAACAGAGGGAGCCGCCGAGGCUCAGUUGUUGUUGUUUUGUAGACAAUGUGCAGAUUAUGUCAGUACAGAAUUAGAGGCGGUGAUUACACCGCACACACCAGCAUCGCACCCCAGACGGGGAAUUCCCUUCCUUACUUUGUUUGGAAGCUGUGUUGUUAAACUGCUCACACACAUGCUGCAGAUUCUUACUCCUCAAACUCUGCAGCCUGCGCUUGGGCUUCAGGAGAAAAAGAAUUGGGGAUGCUGGAAAUCUGAACCAAAAACAGAAAUUGCUGGGGAUCUGACUCGAAAGCAGAGAAAGAGAGAAAAAAAAAACAGGAUCUCAGCAGGUGGAGAGAAAUCGGAGUUAACGUUUUCGAUCGAGUGACCCUUCUUCAGAAACCUUGGUAAAUUAAGUAGUUCGACGGCCCACCGGGAACUGAGUACAUCUUCCAUCCUGGUGACAGCAGCAGAAAGGACAGUGUACAAUGAGUCCGAGUCACGGUCUGAGAGGAGGAGGAGCUCGCUGAGAUUUAUGUUUGCAGAGUGGGAGAUGGAGAGCAAUGGUGAGGAGAAGGUGGAGCUGGAAGAUAUACUGAAGAAACUGCAGGACGAUGGACUGGACACUGAUGCCUGCUCUGCAAAUGAGCAUCUCAGUCACCUGUGGCGCAUAUACCUGCGGGCUGAGGGCACGCUGCAAGCCACCAUGCAGGAUCUGGAAGGGGUGCGACAACAACAGGCUUCCGAGAUGAAAGAGGUAGAAAAUUAUGUGGAUCACAUCCGCAACCUGUCGGAAGAGCGGGAGGCACUGACAGCUGAAUACGAGCGAGAGAAUGAGCUACUAAAGAUGGAGUUACAGCGACUGAAGUUAGAACAAGAGACGCAGGUGAAGGAAGUGGAAGAGAUGUUGGAGCAAGAAGGUCUAGCAGAGAUUGCACACAGUGGCCCAAGUGAGCAAGUAGCAUAUCUUCUUGUUGAACGUGCUACACUGCUAGAAAAGUUGGAAUCAGCAGACAGAAAUGUGGAUUCUCAGAGUGUCACAGGGAGCAUUCGUGAAACACACUUGCAGGACGAGUUGAACCAGAUGCGGCAAACCCUGGAAGAGGAAUUGAAACAGCAGCGGGAGACUAUGCAACGCACCAAAGAAACCAUGGCAAAGGAACCUUUAUCAGAACCUGCAAGUCCAUGGAAGAAGCUAUUUGGGGUUCGUCAGCAGACGCACAGCGUCUCCAAAGACAUAGCCACAAAUGAAGAGGACCUGGAGAAAGAGAGGAAGCUACGGGAACGAGCAGAGAGAGAUCUGGAUGAGGCAGCACGGCGAUUAGAGAUGGCACAUGAGGAAAUCCGUCGACUAACGGAUGAAUUGGACAUGGAGAGAAAAGUUCAUAGUAGUAAUGACACAACUCUUCAGACUGCUUGUCAGGAGAUCAAAACGCUGAAGGAGGAGGUGUCUAAGUUGGUAGAGAGCGACUUCAUGGAACUAGAUAAAGCCAAAGAACAGAACAGCAAACUGGAUGAGGAAAUCCUGGCACUACGUGAGCGUGUACGAUCAUUGGAUUCAGAACGGAAAUCCCUUUUAGAAGUAGUUGAAAACCUUCAAAAAGCCCAGCCAGCACAGGCACAACAACCCAGUAGUCUGCAAAAUAAAAUGAAUCAGCUGAAACCAGAAAAUAAGGAGGAACCAGCCCAACAAGUGGGUUCCCAGUCACAACCAAUAAAAGAGAUUCCUGUGCCAGCUGUUCGUAAGAAGCACAAGAUGCCUUCAUCUUCACGUUCAACUAGUAAGGAAUGUCCUGUAGCAGAUAUGGAACAGGACUCAUUACUCUUGGAUUCAGGCCAUGACAGUCACCAUCCAAAAUCGGAGUUACUCCACAAAAGGUGCCACCAUGAGAUUAAUCGGUUAGACUCUAAGAACCAUGAUCUGCAACGGAAGUUGCACAGACUGCAACAGGAUCUCGAAGAGCUGACGAUGAGGAAUGAGAUACUUGAGACUACUUUGGGAGAACACCGUAAUCACCCUAGAGAUGGCCAGCACAGCACUGACUGUGAGAAGGAAGUACUAAAAGCUAAGAUCACCAGUAUGGAAACUGAUUAUGCAAAACUUAAGAGGAAGUACAAGGAGCUUAAAGCAAAAAGUCAUGAAGUGAUCAGUGCUGUGAGUAAGGAACAAGAUAUUCAGGAGCAGUUAAAAAGGAGUCAAAUGACAAUGGAGAGCAUACAGCAAAGGCUUGAAGAAGAAGUUAAAAACCGGGAGUAUCUUGAAGGAGCACUAUCUAAUGCCCAGCAGUCAAAAAUACGAGCAGAGGAGGAGCUGGAGGCUUUCAGAACUCAAGUGCACUAUCUGAGCAUGGAAAUGAAGAGUUAUCAUGCAGCAGCAGAACAGAAUCAAGCAUUAAAUGCUGCUCUUGAAAGGAUGCAAUUGGAGAAUAAUGCUCUAGAACAGAAGCUCAACAAGGUGCUGGAGGAUCACAGAGGGAUAUCCAAUUGUCAGGGAAUACAAAACAACUGUUGGAAAGAAAUGGCAGAUAAACACCAAUGCCAGAUAGCCGAAUUGAAGAAAACCAUACAGAAACUCCAGGAAGAAAAAAUCAGUGCAUUCAACCAGAUGACCAAUCCUUCCAACAAAAAUCUAGAAUUUAUGCAGCAGCAACUCAACACAGUGCUAAAGGAAAACCAGCAGCUGAAUGAAGACAAUCUUAUUUUGCGGCAGCAAUUGUGCAGCGACCAGCACAGCAGUCAGAAUAUUAACCAGGAGAUUUGUAACUUACGGCAACAGCUUAAUGCCAGCCAGCAGGAGUCCAAACUACUCGCACAGGAAAAUUAUACCAUUCGGCAACAGCUGGGCUGCAGCCAACAGGAGAACCAGCGCCUGAACCAAGAAGUGUCCAACAUACAGAAACAGCUGACUGACCUAAUUCAUUCUAAAGAACAAGUGGAAGACAACAUUACUCAGGUGCAGCUGCAAGCUCUAAAGCUGGAAAUUAGCCAGUUACAGAAUUCACUCGAAUUAGAGCAGAAAAAUUCUCACCAGCAUAAACAAGCUCUAGAAUUGCAGUUGGAGGAAGCAAACAACAGGGCUAAGUCUCAGGAAGUGUUACUGCAGCAGCAAACAGAGGAGUCCAGACAGAUGCGGCAGGAUUUACAAAGAGUGCAUAAUCUGUGCAGCACUGCAGAGAAAGAACUGAAGUACAAGAGAGAACAACUGAUAGAACUGCAAAGGCAAAUUUCUCUACUUGAUCAGGAAAAUAACAGGAUGAAUUUGGAGUACAAAACAGCACAGUGUAGGCUGUCUGAACUGGAUCAACACAACUUAGUAUUGAAAUCUGAAUGUGAAAUGAAGCAGCAGAGGCUGAAAGAACUGGAAAUGGAAUCUAACAAGACCUUCCACCUCAGCAAACAGUUAAAGAGUGUACAGGAUGAACUCGUAGCAGAAAAAAACAAAACUCAAAGUGCAGAAAAAAAGACUGCAGAGAUACAGCAGCAGUUGUGCAGCAUUCAGCAUCAGCUGCGACUCUCAGAGGCACGAAAUAAGGAGAGGGAGGUAUUGGAGACGGAACUAAAGGAAAGUAGGGACACAGCAGCCAAGCUCAAGAAUCAGCUACAAGAGGAACUCCUUCAGAGGAAACUUGCAGAUCAGAACACCGAGGAGCUCCAGAAACAAAUCAAAUCAAUGUUAGAGAAGGAAGGGUGCUUAGCACGGGGCAAAUGUGACCUUGAGCAGCAAAUGCAACAACAGGAUUCACGGAUGCAUGUCCUUGAGGAGGAAAAGGAGGCCUUGUAUUCUGAGAAUCUCAGUAAUCAAAAGGCUAAUAAGAAAUUGAUGGAUGAAAUUUGUACGCACAAACAAGAGAUAGAGAAACUUAAGGAAGAGCUGCAGAACAUGUUACAACAAUUGGAUUCACAAGUCAGAUUGUAUAAUGAGAAACAGAUGAGACACAAACAGAAGCUGCGCAAAGCUAAAGAGAUCUUUAUCCGUGAAGUGAUGCUGCGAGAUGGUAAAAUAAAACACUUGGAAAGUGAGAUCAAAUUGAUGAAAAACCUAAUGGAUAAGGAACACGCCUGGAACAUGAAGGUUACGUAUGAAAAUGAUCUGCUUCUUGUUGAGAAACGGGAGCUUCUGCAACAGUUGAGUGAGCAAGAGGAUGCUGUGCGGAACAACAAUUCAGUUGUCUGCAACGUAAAGCACAGAUCUCCUGUCUCUGGUACCUGCCCAUCUCAGCUGUUGUCAGCAACAAGAACUGUUAACGACCAAGGCCAAUGGAAAUCCCAAAAACCAGCAUCCAGGAUUAACUACUUGGAAGAGGAGAACAAACAGCUUCAAGAUGAGACUGUGAAGUUGAGUGACCGGCUUGGCUCAUUGGAGCGUUCUCUGAAAAUAAUUAAGACGGAUCCUUCAAAGUCGCAGCAUCCUGAGAAUUUGUCCGUGUCCUUUCCCCAGGAUGUUUGCAGGCUUCCUUACAAUGACACCUCUUUAAAGAGUGGUAUCUUCAUGUCUUCAACACGUGAAACACCGUCACCAAAUGAUCAUAACAAUUUCGGUUCUUUGGAAAGCAUUCGACGUACCAAAACACUGGAGUGUUCUGAUGGCACAAAAUCUACAUUUCCAACACAGUCACUUCAUUCAGAUGUGGGCUACUUAAACUUGACAAGCUCCCCACGGUACAGGGACCAGGAGGAAUUCUGCAGUCUAGCCAGUGAUGAGGUGUGAUCAGGCCCUGCAGAGACAGCAGUAGAUCGAAUACAAUUUUAACUGGAUCCUGAUUAUACAUCCUGAGCAAAUUUGCCAACUGGAUCAGCCACAAGGUGUUUCUAUCUGGAGUUAAACUAAUGCUGGCAAUGGGGCCAGGUACAUAUUGACUCAACCUUCAGCAAGCUGUUGUCUUUGUCACAUUGCCUAACAAGAAUAUUAACACAUCUUUCUCUGGAUGAGUAGUGCUAGAUUGGUUAAAAUACCUGACUUAACGCUGGUCUGGCUAUUGCACUUACAAGCAUACAGAUACUGGUGUCAUACCAGUAUUACAAAGGUCAAGGGUGCAGGCUGGGUGUACAAAACCUCUAUUGUUCUAUGGUUCUAAAGACUGCAGGGCUCUCCCAGUGUUAAAAUGAGCUUUGGCACUGCUAUCCAAUUUGUAUGAGGACAAAUAACUCACCUGUAUGAGUAAUUGGUUUGCCCACAGUAUAGUUUGAAUCUGUUACUUAUGCUGAAUGUUGUCAUGGAGCUUUGCAAUUGUACUUGUAAAAUAAUUAUAUUGCAGUAAAUUUGCACAGUUUGGGAAAACCAUAAGGAAACAGCAUUGGGAAGCCAGAUUGUAAAGCAGUGUUUUGACUACUUUCUGAAUCUGAUGCCUUCUUAUACUGUAUUUGUUCCAAAUUACUUUCACUAGAUAUUCUGAAUUGUAACAUAAGCAGAGUGCAACCUAUUUCUGCCAGGCAUCUGCCUUGUUGCCUUGUCGGCAAAGGCCCUAGGUGCAAUGGACGGUCACCCAAGUGGAAAGAUUCAGUCCCAAGGACUGUGUAAUCUCAGGCAGGGCAGUAUUUCAAAGCUAGGAUUGCCUUCCACAUCAGCAGACAAGAGAGGGACAAAAAUGAACCAGUAUGCCUCGUCUGAUCCCAAUUGCAAAUGAGUCAGGCCAGAAGGAAGCCCCUCACAAUCAAAAAGUUUUUGACACUUACCAUGGAACUGUACCAGUGAUAAAUGGCUGUUUUGAGAGGUAUAAAAGUGUGUCCGCACCCAAACUAGUCUGUACCUUCUUUAGAAGUGGGAGAACAGGAGAAAGCAAGGAGUCCUAUCAGAAGCAUUCUUCUUACUGAUCUCUUGAGAAGGGCAGAUACUUUUUAACUAAAACCCAAAUUACAAACAUUUGAAAACAUGAAAAUAGAAAAGUAGUACCAGAAAUCCAGACAGCAAACAGUCGAUUACACAAUAGUGGUUUCCUCUGCGUUCACUCUGCCUCUGCUGCAUUGCAGUUAAAAUGCAAUCACUACUUCUGGGCUAGCUGGUGCAUUAACCUGUCAAUACAGGUGGAUAGUAACUGCAGGUUAACAACUCCUUUGGAGAAUAAGCUCUCAAUUUAGGCUUUGCCACAGGGUGAGGGCAGGAAAAGAGGGGCAAUGGAGUUUUGAUGUUUCCGCAGAAGGUCAUGAGGGAAUGUCUUGAGAGUCACCCCAGAUGACUCCGUGUUAGGUAUCCUAACUGUCAGGUCGAGGGAAGAGCGGAAAGGCCCAAAUACAGGUCACCUCCAAGGGAUUUGUGCUUGAGGGAAACCUUGAGAGUGAGGAAAAAUGUAAUUAAAAUAAAUGGUCCAAAACAAUGUGAGAUUGGAACUCUAUUGAUUUAGUAAAUCGGAGAAUAAACUGGGCAUUAAUACAACUCAACAGCUAAGAAUCCAGUUGUGUCAAGAAUCUCAGUGAGUAUCUGCCUUAUUACCUCAUGGGUAAGGCCCCAGUCACUUAAAUAGAAAAAAUCAGUCCCAAAGAUCAACCUAGCUUUUCUUCCCAUUUUUGCUUCUUCCUCUAAACUGGAGAUAGUUUUUUUUUUAUGAAUUAGAAUUAAAUAUUACGGUUUCGGGAGAAAUCUUUGCUCAGCUAGUAGAAACUAUAAUGGGCAUACUGAAAUCUGAUGACAUUUAACAUAAUUACAAACUCUUAAGAAGUACACAGAAUUAAGUUUGAAAGAUGUAAGAUUAAUAGAUUCAACUUCUUCAUCAUGGAGAUAAGUAUAUGAAGCAGACUGCUCAAAGAGGUCGUGGGGACAAAGUAUUGGAAUAAUUCAAAAGGGUAUUGAAUAAAUAUUUGGCAAAGAAAUAGACUCAGAGUGCAAAUAAAGUCAUAGAGUCAGAGAGAUGUACAGCAUGGAAACAGACCCUUCGGUCCAACCUGUCCAUGCCGACCA
Molecule: messenger RNA, 6913 nt
Organism: Chiloscyllium plagiosum (whitespotted bambooshark)
Lineage: Eukaryota; Metazoa; Chordata; Chondrichthyes; Orectolobiformes; Hemiscylliidae
Gene: ccdc30
Product: coiled-coil domain containing 30
Source: RefSeq, a predicted model, not a curated record